Felis catus (domestic cat) is the source of this 4081-nucleotide messenger RNA. It is a transcript of the gene SPNS3, whose product is annotated as sphingolipid transporter 3 (putative). Gene Ontology annotation, molecular function: transmembrane transporter activity. The record is from RefSeq and is a predicted model, not a curated record. Gene Ontology annotation, biological process: transmembrane transport. Lineage: Eukaryota; Metazoa; Chordata; Mammalia; Carnivora; Felidae. The transcript has 13 exons. Gene Ontology annotation, cellular component: membrane. Bases 2417 to 4060 code for a protein of 547 amino acids.
UCCUCACUGCGGCCACCGAAGCUGCAGGCCGGGUCAAGGGACCAUAACGUCCCGUCCCCCAGGGUGGGUCCCUCGCGGGCCUCAAAGUCUGGGGUGGUGAAACCUCGCCAGCGAGGCCGCAGUGGGCUCAGGAGGAACCUGUGCAGUUGGGGCUGCUGUUCUGAGGUCAGGACGCUGGGAAACCACAGGAAGAGUGCUGCUGGACGUACAGAAGUUUUUUGAGAUCAGUGAUAGCCGCGCUGGUUUGCUUCAGACAGGCGAUCAUCCUGAUUUGUUGGAUCGAUUCGGCGAAUAAAGACUGGUUUGCUCAUUAAAGUGAUGUCCAUAGACGGCAAACGUUUCCCACGAAUGCAAUGAACGCCUCUGUGGCCCCAAGGGUUUAGAUGAAAAUAUCGUGUAAAAAAAUACAAUAACGAUGGAGAUCACAUCCUUAGCAAUUAUUUAAACUUAGGAUGAGAACGUUGUAAAUGUUGGCUGAAAACGCAUGAAGGGGUAUGUAGCCCUACAAACGUCUUUAAAAGGCACCGGAGGAAAAGAGUUAGCAGGCCACCGUGUACGUCCCAGGUCCGUUCUGACUGCUCUUGUCUCAGGGUGAGGCCGGUGCUGGUCUCCAGUCAUUUCUGUAGCCAAAGCGAGACCAUCUCAGCUCGAUACCCGCAACUUCUAGGUUAAACAGAUAACGGGAGGUGAGUCGAUAUUUGCCCCCCUGGUCCUCUCCCUGGUGAACAGGAUUAUUACUACAAAGCGGUGAUAAAUGAGAUGUCAUGGAAGGAGUUUGUGCAGGUGAGGGAGAGGGGCAGAGAGAGAGAGAGAAAGUACGUGCGUGUAUGUGUGUGAGUGUGUAGAGAGGAUGUGCGUGUGCCUGGGGGUGUGUGAAGGGAGGCCCAACUCUGCAGAAGCAGCCCAAAGGGUAUGUGGAGAAGGCAGUGGGGUUGAUGACCAGAUGACCAGGCUGUCUCUGGUGACCUCGGGUGAGUCUUCGCCUUUUUCUGGGUUGUUGUGAAAUGGCCUGAGACCCACCCUGUGUCUGCAGAAGGGAGGGAGCCCCUGACUCAGCCGUGGCUGAGCUGUAAGAGUGGGGCAGAGGGUGGGGGUUAGCAGUGGUCAGACCCCCUCCCCUUCCAAAGGGACAGACUGGCUGUUGGAGUUAGUUCGUUGAUUAAUAACAUUUAAUGAUGUGGCCUUUACCAUGUGCCCAACACUAUCGCAAGUGUUUUGUGAUAUUAACUCAUUUAAUCUUUACAACAAACCCACGAGGCAGGUAUUGUUAUUAUGCCCAUUUUAUGCAUGCCGAACCUGAGGCACAGAGAGGCUAUGGGGCUUGCUGAAGGUCACACAGCUGGGAUCAAAUCCAGGCAGCUUCCUGUGGAGUCCUUCUCUUAACCUGCUGCUCGUUAAUCGCUCCCAUUUGUCACAGAAGUCAUUGGAUGCUAUAGGAGCAAAGGAGUGUGUGUGUGUGUGUGUGUGUGUGUGUGUGUGUGUGUGUGAGUGUGCCUUCCUUUGGGGGCAAGGUUCUCCAUUUCAGGGCAUCUGUGGGUUUAAGGUGUUUAGAUCUUAUAAAGGAUCCCUGCCCCGAAUCUCAUAAAAGUAUUAGAACUUUUGGGGAAGUAUUUUUAUAACCUUUGGGUAGAGAAGAGAUGCAUUAAGGAGACAAGAAACACCACACCGGGAGUAUUGACACAUUUGAGGACACCAAGGUAAAGAAGGUAAACUCGACAUGAUUGAAACUACAAAUGCAGUUAGUAACAACAAUGGAUGACAUUUAUGAGGCAUUAACAUAAAGCUAGUCACUGCCUUUUUUAUAUGCUUAACUUCAUUGAAUCUUCUCGAUAACCUUCCAUAGGAAGCACAAUGCUAUCUCAUUAUAUAGUUGAUUCGAGGGGCACAGAAGAGUUAAGGAAUUUGCCCAAGGUCACACAGCUAAGCAGUCAUUGGGUCAGGAUGUGAGCCCAGAAUUUGCAUUUUAAAUCCUUAAACGUAAAAGCCUGGGAGAAAUUGUUUGCAAUUCCCACAAGGGCCCAAGAGAGACAUGGGCAGAAGGUGUGAGCACAGGAACUGACAUAAGGACAAUGCAGAUUAAAACAUCAGCGAGACACUGUCUGUGCCUCAACCAUUAAGAGGAACAAAGUGACUGAUCAUAUCAAGGGAGCUGAGAUACGCGCUUCUGCACGAGUGUAAACGGAUACAGCCUUUUUGGAGGCCUAUUUUGGAGGUAGCUAUUAAAACUCUAAAUGUCCCUGGCACCAAAGACCAUUCUCUGUGGAGUAUUAGGUCGAACCAUUUUAAAUUGCCUUAUUUUUUGUAGGUCAAAACUGGCCUAAUUUCUGCAACCGCGCACGGCUCCACCCAAUACCAGAGCGGGUGGGGCGGAGUGGGAGGGGCUGGGACGAGUCUGGACGCUCAUUAGGCUCAGGCAAUGUCGAUCAUGAGCGCUCAGCGAAUGCGGACCCAGGCGUGGGGCGGGGCCUCGGGCGGAGGCGGGUCCGGACGCCGCGCUCACCUGCGGCCGCGGACACGCCCCCCUCGGAGGGUGGAGACGGUUUCAGUCUUCAUAGGUUGCCUGCUGCUGUCUGCACCUGUGUUUGGCUACCUGGGCGACCGACACAGCCGCAAAGCUACGCUGAGCAUUGGGAUCCUGCUCUGGUCAGGGGCGGGCCUCUCCAGCUCCUUCAUUUCCCCCCAGUAUUCCUGGCUGUUCUUCCUGUCCCGGGGAGUCGUGGGCACCGGCUCGGCCAGCUACUCCACCGUCGCGCCCACCAUUCUGGGCGACCUCUUUGUGAGGGACCAGCGGACCCGGGUGCUGGCCAUCUUCUACAUCUUUAUCCCUGUCGGAAGUGGUCUGGGCUACAUGCUGGGCUCGGCCGUGUUGCAGCUGACCGGGAACUGGCGCUGGGCCCUCCGAGUCAUGCCCUGCCUGGAAGCUGUAGCCUUGGUCCUGCUUAUCGUGCUGGUUCCAGACCCUCCCCGGGGAGCUGCUGAGAAGCAGGAGGAGGUGGCCACGGGGGGCCCGAGGAGCAGCUGGUGGGAGGACGUCAGAUACCUGGGGAGGAACUGGAGCUUUGUGUGGUCCACCCUUGGGGUGACUGCCAUCGCCUUUGUGACUGGAGCUCUGGGCUUCUGGGCCCCCAAAUUUCUGUUCGAGGCCCGUGUGGUGCAUGGACUGCAGCACCCUUGCCUCCAGGAGCCGUGCAACAGCCAGGACAGCCUGAUUUUUGGGGCGCUGACUGUCGUGACUGGCAUCAUUGGAGUUGUCCUGGGAGCAGAGGCUUCCAGGAGGUACAAGAAAGUCAACCCUCGGGCCGAGCCCCUCCUCUGCGCCGGCAGCCUUCUGGUCGCAGCCCCCUGCCUCUACCUGGCUCUCAUCCUGGCCCCGACCACGUUCCUGGCCUCCUAUGUAAGUGCUCCUGGCCCUCGGGGAGCUGCUUCUGUCCUGCAACUGGGCGGUGGUUGCCGACAUCCUGCUGUCCGUGGUGGUGCCCAGGUGCCGGGGGACAGCAGAGGCUUUGCAGAUCACAGUGGGCCACAUCCUGGGGGACGCCAGCAGCCCUUACCUUACUGGACUGGUGUCCAGCACCCUGAGGGCCGGGCGCCCAGACUCCUACCUGCAGGCCUUCCUCAGCCUCCAGCAGAGUUUCCUGUGCUGUGCAUUUGUCGUUGCCCUGGGCGGGGGCUGCUUCCUGCUGACGGCGCUGCGCCUGGAGUGGGACCAGGCCCGGGCCCGGGCGCCUGGCACAGGGACCCCGGACAGCGAGGACACGGAGAGGCGAGCCCUGCUUUCUGGAGCGGGCACCGCCACAGAGGACCCCUGAGGCCCCCGCCCUCCUGCCCGCCUCCCUGCACCCCUCCCGCUGGCCGCCGCAGCAUCAGGGCCCUGUCCCCCUCUGGCUGUGGCUCAGGGCCCCCAGCCGAGCUGCACCUGUCAUCUCUUCCCUCCCAGCCAGAGAGCUGGCAGGGCCUGUGGCGGGAAUUGAGCUGUCAGCGCCUUCGGCGGGAGGCCUGGGCUUGCGCCCGCCCAGCCCCAGGUCCUCAGCCCGGUUGGUUGCCUGUGGGCCCCGAUUAAAAGUGGAUUUCAGGCCUUUAA